Acinonyx jubatus (cheetah) is the source of this 1539-nucleotide messenger RNA. It is a transcript of the gene PABPC5, whose product is annotated as poly(A) binding protein cytoplasmic 5. Gene Ontology annotation, cellular component: ribonucleoprotein complex. The transcript is spliced from 2 exons. NCBI's taxonomy places the organism in Eukaryota, Metazoa, Chordata, Mammalia, Carnivora, Felidae. The record is from RefSeq and is a predicted model, not a curated record. The coding region runs from base 273 to 1421 and encodes 382 amino acids. Gene Ontology annotation, molecular function: RNA binding.
CUUCUCUUCUGACUCCGCCCCACAUCUGUCCGGAACCGCCUCCCGCUGAAGCUGACCCAGUGCGCGUCCGCCAGUCAGUCCCUCCGGACCUGCCGCGAGUCUCAGACUGCCGAAAUUACCGCGCGUCACUCGCCUCAACAGUGAUUCUGAAACUGCUUUUAGCUUCCUUCGCCUUGGCUUUCUUCUUUUUGUGAACAGCUGCUUGGCCCAUAGCUUAGAGAAAUCAGCCUUUUUUUCUCUCCCGCGAAAGCCUCCUUCCUGUGCUUAGAAAGAUGGGGAGUGGAGAGCCUAAUCCUGCUGGCAAGAAAAAGAAGUACCUCAAGGCUGCCCUGUACGUGGGUGACUUGGACCCAGAUGUUACUGAGGACAUGUUAUAUAAAAAGUUCAGGCCUGCUGGCCCUCUGCGCUUCACCCGAAUCUGCCGUGACCCUGUGACCCGCAGCCCCCUGGGCUAUGGCUAUGUUAACUUCCGCUUUCCUGCAGAUGCUGAGUGGGCCCUGAAUACCAUGAAUUUUGAUUUGAUUAAUGGCAAACCUUUCCGCCUCAUGUGGUCUCAGCCAGAUGACCGCUUAAGAAAGUCUGGAGUUGGAAAUAUAUUCAUCAAAAACCUGGACAAAUCCAUAGAUAAUAGGGCCCUUUUUUAUUUAUUUUCUGCUUUUGGGAACAUUCUCUCCUGCAAAGUCGUAUGUGAUGACAAUGGCUCUAAGGGUUAUGCCUAUGUGCACUUUGACAGCCUGGCCGCUGCCAAUAGAGCCAUCUGGCAUAUGAAUGGGGUGCGGCUCAACAACCGCCAGGUAUAUGUUGGUAGAUUCAAAUUCCCAGAAGAGAGGGCAGCUGAAGUCAGAACCAAGGAUAGAGCAACUUUCACUAAUGUUUUUGUUAAAAACUUCGGAGAUGACAUGGAUGAUGAAAAACUGAAGGAAAUCUUUAGUGGAUAUGGGCCAACUGAGAGUGUUAAGGUAAUAAGAGAUGCUAGUGGGAAAUCUAAGGGCUUUGGAUUUGUGAGGUAUGAGACGCACGAGGCUGCCCAAAAGGCUGUGUUAGACCUGCAUGGAAAGUCCAUCAAUGGGAAAGUUCUGUACGUAGGGCGAGCACAGAAGAAAAUUGAACGAUUGGCUGAGUUAAGACGAAGAUUUGAACGGCUGAGAUUAAAAGAAAAAAGUCGGCCUCCGGGGGUGCCUAUCUAUAUUAAGAACCUGGAUGAGACCAUCGAUGAUGAAAAACUGAAGGAAGAAUUUUCUUCCUUUGGAUCAAUUAGCCGGGCCAAAGUGAUGGUGGAAGUAGGGCAAGGCAAAGGGUUUGGUGUUGUCUGCUUCUCCUCUUUUGAAGAUGCUACCAAGGCAGUGGAUGAGAUGAAUGGUCGCACAGUGGGCUCCAAGCCCCUGCAUGUCACCCUGGGCCAGGCCAGGCGCAGGUGGUGAGAAUAAGAAUGCUCAAUUUGGUGCAGCCUUUAGCUGGUGCCUACUUAGUUUGGGCUACUUUGUGAUGAGGUUAUUUUAUGCCAGGCUUUGCUUUUCUUUUCUUUUCUUUUCUUUUCUU